UCGUCGUCGUCGUCGUCGUCGUCGUCGUCGUCGUCGUCGUCGUCGGCCUCGACAGCAGCGGCGGACGGGUCUGGGUUGGCUGUCUGGUCUCCCGCCGGCGCCACAUGGUCGUGGGCGUCCUCAUCCAUUCCCUCGUAUAAGAAGACGUGCGCGGACCUCACGACAAGCGUGCAGUGCUACCCAGUCCCACCCAGCCUCCAGGAUGACCUGCAGGCUGCGGCCACCUCGCCUCUGUAUCCUGCCUGCAGGCUCGCCAACUGUCCAUUCGAGAAGCUACAACGACACUGGAACUGUUGCUGGUGUGGCAAAGGGGGAAAUAAGGAGGGUCGGUGCAGCUGCAUCAUGAUUUUCGGAGGCUUCCUGGUGCCGUGUGAACAUGUCUGCUGUGAGACGUGCACCCACGCCGGCGGCUGA
This is a messenger RNA of Cryphonectria parasitica EP155, 414 nucleotides long. RefSeq lists its product as uncharacterized. NCBI's taxonomy places the organism in Eukaryota, Fungi, Ascomycota, Sordariomycetes, Diaporthales, Cryphonectriaceae. The annotation marks the transcript as partial. The record is from RefSeq and is a predicted model, not a curated record. The transcript has 2 exons.